Messenger RNA from Rotaria sp. Silwood1, 1290 nucleotides. NCBI's taxonomy places the organism in Eukaryota, Metazoa, Rotifera, Eurotatoria, Philodinida, Philodinidae. The record is from the annotation of a GenBank genome assembly.
AUGCAACAAUUCUUGACACCGAAAGAUUAUACUACCGUGGAAACAAUAUUUGCACAUCCUGGUAUUCAAGAACGUUUAAAAGGUUACAAUUAUGAUCCAGAUUUCUAUCCAAGAUGUUCAUGGCUAAAUCGAAGUGUACCCAGUCCUCAAUCCAUAUUAGAGACAGUGGCUCUUAUGCGUGCUGAAAAACUGAGCGCAUCUAUUGUACUACCAUCAUGCGAUGAAGCUGCAAACAUCGGUAAAACACUUGAACAAAUAAUUUUCUUCCGUGACUUUGAACUUGGAAGCAUCGGAGUGUAUGAUAAUUCCUCACGCGAUAAUACACGAGAAAUUGUACAAGCGAUGAAUGUACCACUCUUUAAGGCUGAAGAAAAGGGAGCGCAAUACAAUAUACCCGAUGAAAUACACCAUAAAGGUACCAAUUUGUGGUUUGGUAUUAUCGAUGCUUUGCGUACUGUCAAAGAUCCAACUAAACACAUAGUUCUAUUUGCUGACACCGAUGUGGGAUUAAGUGUAAUCGAACUUAUGCAGCUUCUUCGUGUAUUCUCAGAAAAACCAGGUUUAAAACUUGUUUUACCAUUUGUAACGCGGCUUACCAAAAGAGGCCAAGAAGAUGGCAACCUUACAAGUGGCGGAAGAGCCAGUAAGUUUACUUGGGGACCAAUGCGCGACACGCUACUUAGUCUCUAUGUACCUGAUAUAAUUGAACAUCCAGCACAAUUAGCAGGAAUAUAUGGAGCAAAUUUGGAAUUUUUAGCAAACAUAGAUAUACCACAUGGAUAUGGAGUCGAAACAGCAAUACAGACCGAAGCAUAUAUCUCUGCUUAUCGUAAUGGUCUUACUGCAAAUGAAGUUAUUCAAUUCGUGCCAUGCGGUGUUUAUUCUCAAACUGGCCAAGGCGAUCAUGGGAUUCGUUUAAUGUCGCAUGAUAUUGCACAUGAACUCAUGAGCCGAGUUAACGCACUGAAAAUGCUACAACUAAGUGAUAUACUUAAUGCAAAAGCAGACAUAUCAAAUUCAUGCACUUCUGCCAUUCUUGAACAAUUACAAAGUAUGGAAUCAAAAUCUCUGAGUUCAGAGAUUCCUCAAUCGUUAUCAGAAGCUACACAUAUUCGAAUGAGAAGAAAAUUAUUGGCAGAUCAUUUGUGGAAAGUAACCAAUGGAAAAGUAGAUCGUUUAGAUUGUCAUAUGAUUUGCCGAGUAGCUUACUAUUUACCACCGCCUGGACAAUAUCUCAAAGAAUUUACAAAAGCAAAGGAUUCAUGCAGAACAAAUGGGUCAGACAAGUAA